AGACCUAACACAUACAAAAAUGAAUAAAUAUUUUUAAAAAUUUUAAUAAUACUCAAGGAGAAAUUUUUCUUUCAGUUUUUAGAUAACCCUCUGAUAAGAAAUCCUAGAACACAAUAAAUCAUCUUGGGACAUAUUUCUUGAAGUUUUGUGCUCCUCCUAAAAACCAGACCCUUAAGUAAAAACAAACAAAAAACAAACAAACAAAAACUUGUUUUCAAUCGUCCAAAACAUUUUCAAAGAAAAUCUUUGUCAUCCCUUAUCUCCUUGUUAUUUAUGUAGCUCAGAAAGCAAGUACCUAACUUCUUGCUACCAAGGCAUAAUGGUCUCCUUGGAUAGUAUAGAUACGUGGGUGGGUGGGUAAACUGGUAGAUUGGUUUAAGAGAACUGGAUAAUGUGCCCUUAGCAUGUUCCAAGAUGGGAGAAUUUUUAAGGUACUAGAAAAUAAUCUAAUGCAGAAACUUGGUAAAUACAGCAAUAUCAGAAGGGGAGGGGGAAAUUGCCAUUAAUCAGGAAGGAUUUUACUUUUUUCACUUCAAGUUUUUUUUUCUUGCACUUCUGUCCUGUCUACAAAGUUAGGUCUUUGUACUUUAGAGAAGGAAAUUAUGAAUGCCUGAGAGUAUGGUAUUUAAAUGGAAAAUCUGCUUUAGUUUUUCUUAAAACACCACCUUUAGCAGAGCAAAGAAUUUUGAUAGCUAAGUAUAUAAGGAAAAAAGAGGUGAAUUAUGUGCUUGUUAAAGUAAUCUAACUACCUCUUUUACCAUCUUUGCUGUGCAGUAUUACCCAGUAUUAACUGUCUUCCUGUUAUCCAGCCCUUUUAUCCCACAGAGAGGGGAAUUGAUGAGGAUAUGUGCAUUGUGUUAUGUCUGAUCACAGUUUGACUAGCAUAGUCUGGAAGUGGGUUGUGCAGGAUGAGAGCUAGCAGCCUAAUUGCUCUCCCUGCAUCAGCAGCAUCUAUAAAGCAUCCUGGGAAUUGCUCGCCCUACGUUCAGAGCAGCUGGUCACAUGAGCCUGAAUUUUCAGUUCAGUUCAUUAGUCAGCCAUUUUGGUCAACACCCUGCUUACUGCGCACGACCAAUCCUAUUAGAACUCAGCAUCCCAGCUCCUCUGAGCAGAUCCUGGAAGUGAUUUCUGCAGUUCAGGAUUUUUUUUUUUAAGCUAAAUCGAAAAUAUUGGUUUAUUUUUUGUUCGUUUUUUUUUUCUUUUGUACUUUUUUUUUUCCUGCACAGAGAAGGAGGAUUUUUCACUUACUCAUACAGAGGCCAGUUUUUCAAAGCCAGCUAAGGUAGCAUCGGCUGUGCAGGAUUUCAAGCCUCUGGCUCAGCUGAAAAAGAAGGAGGUAGGGAAGGGAAGAUAACAAGAGAGAAGCUGGAAGAAGACAAGCAUCAUCUUAUUUUGCUAGGUGGUAGGAGCUGUCUAUGAGAAGAGAUAGGGUAGAAUUGUUUAUCUUGAACAGUUAGUUCUUAAACCAUAAGGUGUGUUUUUUUUAACCUCCCCCACCCCGUUUCUUGAGAGCUUUGUUGCAGAGCUUUGGAUUGGGGGUUUUUGUUGAGGAGGCUUUAUUUUUGUGCGGGGUGUGUGUGUGCGUGUGUGUGUGUGUGUGUGUGUGUGUUGUGGUCCCAGCUGAGUCAUCAUGUCGGCUCUGACGCCUCCCACCGAUAUGCCGACCCCCACCACUGACAAGAUCACACAGGCUGCUAUGGAGACCAUCUACCUUUGCAAAUUCCGAGUGUCUAUGGAUGGAGAAUGGCUCUGCCUGCGAGAGCUGGAUGACAUCUCACUUACACCUGACCCAGAGCCUACCCACGAAGAUCCUAAUUAUCUCAUGGCUAACGAACGCAUGAACCUGAUGAACAUGGCCAAGCUGAGUAUCAAGGGCUUGAUUGAAUCUGCUCUGAACCUAGGGAGAACUCUGGACUCUGACUACGCACCUCUCCAGCAGUUCUUUGUGGUGAUGGAGCACUGCCUGAAACACGGCUUGAAAGCUAAGAAAACUUUUCUUGGACAAAAUAAAUCCUUCUGGGGGCCUCUAGAACUGGUAGAAAAGCUUGUUCCAGAAGCUGCAGAGAUAACAGCAAGUGUUAAAGACCUUCCAGGACUUAAGACACCAGUAGGCAGAGGAAGAGCCUGGCUUCGUUUGGCAUUGAUGCAAAAGAAACUUUCAGAGUAUAUGAAAGCUCUGAUCAAUAAAAAGGAACUUCUCAGUGAAUUCUAUGAACCCAAUGCCCUCAUGAUGGAAGAAGAGGGAGCCAUAAUUGCUGGUCUGUUGGUGGGUCUGAAUGUCAUUGAUGCCAAUUUCUGUAUGAAAGGAGAAGAUUUGGACUCUCAGGUUGGAGUUAUAGAUUUUUCAAUGUAUCUCAAGGAUGGGAACAGCAGUAAAGGUAGUGAAGGAGAUGGCCAGAUUACUGCAAUUCUGGAUCAGAAGAACUAUGUAGAAGAACUCAACAGACAUCUGAAUGCUACUGUAAACAACCUUCAGGCAAAAGUGGAUGCGUUAGAAAAAUCCAACACUAAACUGACAGAGGAGCUUGCAGUUGCAAACAACAGGAUUAUUACCCUGCAAGAAGAUAUGGAACGAGUUAAAGAGGAAAGCUCCUACAUAUUGGAAUCUAAUCGGAAGGGCCCUAAGCCAGACAGAACUUCAGAAGGGCAAGCACUGAGUGAAGCAAGGAAGCACUUAAAGGAGGAGACACAACUACGACUGGAUGUUGAAAAAGAACUGGAAAUCCAGAUCAGCAUGAGACAGGAGAUGGAACUGGCUAUGAAGAUGCUGGAGAAGGAUGUCUGUGAGAAGCAGGAUGCCCUGGUGUCUCUGCGGCAGCAGCUGGAUGAUCUCAGGGCUCUUAAGCAUGAACUUGCCUUUAAGUUGCAGAGUUCAGACUUAGGAGUGAAACAGAAAAGUGAACUAAACAGUCGCUUGGAAGAGAAGACUAAUCAGAUGGCUGCUACCAUUAAACAACUUGAACAAAGUGAGAAGGAUUUGGUGAAACAGGCAAAGACCUUAAAUAGUGCAGCAAAUAAACUGAUCCCAAAACAUCAUUAGGCAUUUUACAGCUGGUCACCUCGCAAGUUGGAUACCACAGCUUAAUUGUAAAAGGAAGAAAUCUGAAAGUUAUUGCAUUUAUGCUCUGAUUCUAUAUAAAAUGUCACCAAACAUUGAAUUUGCUGGACUUUUAAAAAAAAACGUUUGAUAUAUAUAGGCUGUGUUUUCUUCUUCUUUAUUUUCUCCCCAGAGUUAGAAAAUUGAGUAUAAGUUCUCAAUUAAAUACCAAAUAAACUUUGAGAAAUUACUUGAGUUGACCAAUAAAUAAACACACCAUUAAAAAACAUCCUAGGGAAUUGAAGCUCUGUACAUAUAUGACUGAUACCUUUACAGUCCAGUCCCCAACAAUACCAGUUUCUAGGUGCGAUGUCUGUGUCAUUGAGCCUGUUCUGCCGUUGCGAUGUAAUGAACUAGAGGUGACUGCCACAUGGUCUUGGACUCUUCUAAAGUAGUUCUGUGUCUCUUAGGCCAUGACCCCUUUUCACUUUUGUCAUCUAGGUUUAAUCCCCAAGCCAAGGAUAAGUACUUAGUAUUCCACUACAGUUCUACUCUCAGUAACCAAGAUUGCUUGCAACUAUUUUGCCUUAGUGACUUUGGUGGGGGGCAGUGGGGUGAGGGCGGGGAACAGCAUCCUUACAUUUCUUUAAAGUCAUAGAGAUAAAGUUAGUGAUUAGGUAACUUAUGAUAACAUAAUAAUGUGGAAGCUUGGGAAAACCCUCCUAAUAUUUGUCAUCUUCUACCUCUGCCAUUUUCCUGCAAUUCCACUUCCUAUUUAGGUAGCUCAGAGAGAACAAUUUUAAUAAAAGCACACCUCUUCUAUUAAAAAAAAAAAUACGCUACACGUUUUUCACAUCUAUCCUGCUUUUCCUUUCGGAGUAAAGACAACAAGGCACAGACAUGAGUGAUGGUUUCCUGCCUCUUGUUCCUUGCUGGCAACGUUUACUUAAGAGUUUCUGUUACUUUUUGUUCAGAUGGGAAUUUGCUUAAGUUUCUAGGAGAAUAACAAUCUAUUAGAAAACCAUUUCAGAGUAGGAAAUAGACAAAUGAUAAACAUAUUCAUUAUUAUUAUUUAGUCUAAAAAUAAAGGUUCCCAGUAGGUAUUCAUAAACAAUAAUCAGCAGGGCUUCUUUUUCUAAGUGACCACAGAUCUGACCAUUCCUAGGCAUUACAUUGUAAUAAUCCUAUAAAUACUUUGAUUUUUUUUAAAAAUGACUUUUGAUUUGGGGGAACAGGUGUUAGUUACAUAAGCCUUUAUUCCUUCAAAAAGUCUUGGGAAAAUUUUUGUUUUUCUGUUUUUUCUCAUUCUAGUAGAUUUGCAGCAUUUCAGCUGCUUAAGUGGGGACAAAGAUAACCCCUUUGCUCCCAGCUCUUGAAAUUCUUUACUGUCUUCUUGGAAAAAAACAGAAUUAAGAGAGUAAGAUAGAUUUCAUGUAUGUUUUUAUAGGUCCUUGCAGACUUGAACCAAGGUCAAGUCAAAGAAAAUAUGACCAACUUCAUGGAAGAGCCUGUACUUUUGAACUUAGUUUAUCUCUUAUAAUUUUGCACCUCUUCUUACCUUCAUCAACCUUUUGUGGUGAUGAGGUGCCUUUUCUAUGAGCAUUUGGAAGGAGUGCUCAAACACCAAAAUAAAACAUUUUAAAGACUAUACAUAGUAGCAUAGUAGCAUGCUCCCAGAUUCUAUUACAGAGAGCCCCAGAUAUUUCACCUUAGAACAUGCUUCUUUAUAGGUGCAAAGUUAUAGGAUAUUUGGAAGAAAACAUUCACAACCUUCCAGAGAAUAUGGUCAGGAAUCUUAUGCAGGCCCAGUGCUGAAUUGUUUGUCCACUUAGUCACACACCAGUUGGUAGAAAUGGAAAAGGAAAGAGAUAGCCAAAGGCUUUUCAUUAUGUUAAAAACCCGAAGCCUGGGUAAAGGUUGAUGUAUAGUGUCCAGUGAUUUAAUAUAAUUUGUGGUGUAGGGAAGGGACCAGGAAAAUGUUCUAGUUCCACAUAUAAGAAGGUAGUUGCCCAUUUGCAAGUUCCAGUGAGUAUAAAACAGAAAUAUAAAGUACCAAACCUAUUAGGAAAUAAAAACAAAAAAGUGGAUUUAACUUUAAUUACUAUGUACUUGAGGUUGGCUUUGGAUAUGGAUUUUCUAAAAAGUGAUGUUUUAUUGUUUAUCAUCUAAUGGCUGUAAACUGUAGUACUAGAAUAAAAAAAAAUGGAAAAUCAA
Aethalodelphis obliquidens (Pacific white-sided dolphin) is the source of this 5251-nucleotide messenger RNA. It is a transcript of the gene RUFY3, whose product is annotated as RUN and FYVE domain containing 3. Gene Ontology annotation, biological process: regulation of axonogenesis. Bases 1631 to 3040 code for a protein of 469 amino acids. NCBI's taxonomy places the organism in Eukaryota, Metazoa, Chordata, Mammalia, Artiodactyla, Delphinidae. The transcript is spliced from 13 exons. Gene Ontology annotation, cellular component: dendrite; cytoplasm; axon. The record is from RefSeq and is a predicted model, not a curated record. Gene Ontology annotation, molecular function: metal ion binding.